ACUUAAAUGCUAUGUUUACACCUGCCUUAAUCUAUUAGCUAUCUCUAUUCUAAUAUAGCAAUCUCAUUUGAUAAAAAAAAAUAAAUAGAAAGAGCUCUAGCUUAGUGAAAAUGGCCAGUUCUGGUAUUAAACUUGUGUGCAUUUUCUUCAUUUUGAGCAUUGUUGUGCCAUGUUUUGCCAAAGAGUACGUAGUUGGAGGCAGAAAAGGUUGGAGUCCAGGCGUUGAUUAUCAUCAUUGGGCUUAUGGGAAAAGCUUUCGCGUUGGAGAUGUUCUCCGUUUCAUCUACCACCCAAAAUUGACAGAUGUGGCUUCAGUGGAUAUUUCAAGCUAUGCACUUUGUGAUGGUGUCACAACUUACACCAAGGAUAACAGUGGGCGUACAUCAAUUACUCUUGCCAAUUCUGGGGCUUAUUACUUCAUCUCUACAAACGAGACACGCUGCUCUUCAGGUCUCAAGCUAGAAUUGCACGUUAUUUGAGAAGCACACUGUAGUAUCGUUGAGAAAAUUUGUAUUCUUUUAUUUAUGCACUUGUAAGGUUUUGUUAAUAUUUCACGUGAAUGUUCUAGUCAUUGCCUAGAGCUUUCUCUUUGAUGAACUCUAUAUUAUUGGUGCAUCUCUUAUAAGAAGUUAAACGGCUCUAUUAUUAAAGUUCUUCUGUCAAUGGAUUGGAUUUUCUUCA
Molecule: messenger RNA, 681 nt
Organism: Nicotiana attenuata
Lineage: Eukaryota; Viridiplantae; Streptophyta; Magnoliopsida; Solanales; Solanaceae
Product: blue copper protein-like
Exons: 2
Coding region: 111-479 (122 amino acids)
Cellular component (GO): plasma membrane
Molecular function (GO): electron transfer activity
Source: RefSeq, a predicted model, not a curated record